CUGACAGACAUCUCUGUCCCAACAGGACCAACUCUGCAACCACAGCUCCAGCGCAUCACUAACUGGGGACAUCUCCAGCUGUGAGUGUCUGUGUGAGAGAGACAGUGAGAGACAGGAGACAGCCAGAGACAGAGAGAGAGACCGCCUUCCAGAAAGGGAGCGACAGAGAGACAGACAGAAAGAUACAGGCAGAGAGAGAGGCAAUAGAGAGUGUAGCGUAACAGAAAUAGAUGAGAAGGGGGAUUAGAUCCCAAAAAGAGUUGGACAAGGAAUAGACAGACAGGGGGUAGGGACACAGAGGAAAAUUAAUUAAGAAGAACAGAGAGAGGGAAGGAGAGAGGAUGGCAGGAAAGGUAAAUUGAGAGAAAGCAGAAAAAAAGAGAAAAAAAAGGAUAGCAAGAAAGUGACAGAGAUAGACAGAGGGGGUAGAGUGAGAGAGAAAGGAAAACGGAAAGGGGAGCGACAGAAAGAGAGAGGGAGCGAAACGGAGAACUGGAGACAGCUAAGUAACAGAGAGAGAGAGGGAGAGAGAGAAUGAGACAGAGCAGAAGGAGAGAUAUCUUGCUGUAAGAUUUUCACACAGAGAGAAGAGAUCCUGGGAGAGAACUAGAGAGAGAGGUAAGGGAGAAGAGGGGGAGGGAACAGGAGGGAGACGUCUAGAGUGCUGGUAACUCUCCAAAAAUUAAGGGCAUUUGGGCCUUUUAUUUUAGGAAUGAAUGCUGAUCCCUGUGUGUCUUACUGUGAUCUCCCAGCUAUGGAUUGCUUCUACAGCCCCACAGCCUCUGCCCAGGGCAGGCAGACACAGAGCUCGCCUUUUAGGGCAUUCCAGCCAAGUGAUAAGUUCAAUCCUGCUUUCCUGGCCAGCAAAGGACAAGGAUUUGGGGACAAGUCCAGGGGCCCUUACCAGCAGGAGUGCCAGUCCUUGGAUGGCAAUGGACAGAGUGGCACAGGAGAGCAACAGGGCUCCUUCACCAAAUACCAGCCUCACAUCUACAUGCAGAACAGCUCCUGCAACAAAUCCCCAGCAGACAGCUUGAAACUGCAGGACAGUCCUGGGGACCCCCUAAUUCCCUGCUACGCCAAAGAGAGCUCCCUGACUCCAAACAGUGACCCACCAGGAAUGGAGAGUGGUUACAUGACCAGCAAGGAGACUUCAGGAAAAGGAUCCCAAGACAGAGGGAGUGGAGAUCUGCCCAUCGAUAAGACUGAAUCUGAAAGCAACAAAGGAAAGAAACGAAGGAACAGGACUACAUUUACCAGCUACCAGCUGGAAGAGUUGGAAAAAGUCUUCCAAAAGACGCACUACCCUGAUGUCUACGCUCGGGAACAGUUGGCCAUGCGGACUGACCUAACAGAAGCCAGAGUGCAGGUUUGGUUCCAGAACCGAAGGGCAAAGUGGAGAAAGAGGGAACGGUUUGGACAGAUGCAGCAAGUACGAACUCACUUUUCCUCGGCCUAUGAGCUGCCGCUCUUAACCCGAGCAGAGAAUUACGCCCAGAUUCAGAACCCUUCCUGGAUUGGUAAUAACAGCGGAGGUUCCCCAGUACCUGCCUGCGUAGUACCCUGUGACACAGUCUCAUCCUGUAUGUCUCCUCACACCCAUCCGCACUCUGCUGGCGCAGUGUCCGAGUUCCUCAGUGUUCAAGGAGCUGGUGCUCAUGUGGGUCAAUCACACAUGGGAGGUCUCUUCAGCAGUGGGGCCAUGGGCCCUGGAAUAAAUGGGUACGACUUGAAUGCUGAGCCCGAUCGCAAGAGCUCCAGCAUUGCAGCUCUCAGGAUGAAAGCCAAGGAACACAGCGCAGCUAUGUCCUGGGCCACAUGACAGAACCACCAGAUAAAAUGGACAUUAAACCAUGCCUUACGGUACAGACACACAACGCACCACAAGGAGGCCUUCUACAUAGUUUCCCCAAAGACUAGAAGCCAAACUUGCCAAAUUUUGAAACGUCUACUUCUGAAGAAGUGCUGGGAGCUCUGCAAAUUGGGUUUGCAGAGGGCGAUAGAGGAAAUAUUCUGUACACUGACAAUCCAAAUCUUAAGGUUACUAAUCAGGGAUAUUUCACCCCAAAGACAGGGAGUUCAGCAAAGCGUGCGCUAAAAACCAAAAAUCUGUCAUCAUCUGCUCUUCCUCAUUAUUACCACUUGUAGUGCCCUUCCAAACACCCAACAGUGCCUUGAAGAGGGGAUAGUGGAGUAAUACAGAGAAUUCCUGACAUCCUAGUGGGCUGGAAAACUCCUGAAUAUCAGCCACUUCUUUGAUUUUCUAGAAAGUACUGGGAGAUAAUUUAACGUCCGCGGGUUGUAUCAUUUCCAAAAAGACCCAAGAGAAAGGCUUCAAGCAGUGCAGGGAACAAUUUAUGCAGAUGCCAUCAAGAUCACAUUUUGUCCUCCUGUUCAUGUUCAUAAUAUUUGGAAAUUGGAUUGCUUUGCUUUUAAUUAUUUUGUUGAGUUUUUUUUUUGUGUGUGUUUUGUUCUUUUUCUCCUUUCGCAUUUCUCUAAAGGGUACAAGGGGAGUAUGGGAGGUUUGGAAAGGUCCCCAUCUCUCCUGUUGAGAUGAAGGUAGCCAAAGAACCCUCUCAGCUAAAAGGUCAGUUUGUAGCCAUUCUGCCUGUUAGUCCACCAAAUGUAACAACAUGUUUAGUCAAAAAGACAACUGGUAGGUCUCAAGCUGUUUUUGCUUGGCAGAAAAUGGUGGGAGUUUAGGUCACAAACAGCAGGAUAAGUGAUCAUUAUCUACCUAUACAAUAAGUCAAAUUGAAGUUCAGGAGAGCGGAUGUAUGGCAUCAAUGUGUCACCUCUCUGCGAUUUAGAAAUUUGUAACUUUGAGUUUACCCUAUUUUUAGUGGAUUAAGUGUUCUCAUCAACCUCGGCAUUAAAAGGUUUUCUUGUUUUUCAAAGUCUUGGAAAACCUCCAAAGAAACCAUUUCUGGUCAGUGCAAAAGACAGAAUUUGGCUUGUAAAUUUCCUCUCUCCGCAGUCGAGUGACACUGUUCGCCUCCUGGGUCAGCUGAGGUUUUCUAGAAAUUCAUACUUAGGUUUAGAAAACAGGGCAGAUCAGAAAGAUGCUAAGACAGGAUCCUGGGAUUUAUGGAAGAGGCGUCGGUUUAGAAAUCCUCACUUUUUCCAGUGUGCUUUUUUUUUUUUUUAAAGAUUAUUCUCAAACAAGAAAUGCAGUUGGGUACUGAAGCCGAAAUAAGCAACCUUUAAUUAAUUCGUACAAAAGUCUCUAGUGAAGUUGUACACACAGAGGGAUUCCUUUAAACGUUUUAACUGUUGGUCUGUAUCCAGAAUUUCUGGACAUGUCAAAUUUUAAGAAAGUCCAUCACCUUACAAAAUAUGACAAACAGAGCAUAGAAAAACAAAAAUGGCCUUGUUCGUGGUCUGUAAACUAAAUUUUCUAUGAUCUACCACGUGAGAAUUGCAUUUCAUAAACACAUGCCAUAGUUGGUCAUCUGUGUCUACAAAUUUUAAUUUUCCUAGAAUGCCACUCUCCUCCUCUUCCAGAUUGGCUACUGAAUAUCUUUUUAGAAUGUUCUGCAACCUAAAAGGAACGGGGUUGCAGAGUUCCAUAGAUAAAGAAAAGAUAGGUUGAGAUAAAUGUCUAUAAGAAUUUCAAGUGACCGACGAAUAACUUCUACACAAUUUUUGUUAAAUUUUUGUUUUAUGUUCUGCUCAUUUUCUCUAUUUAGAUGGAAGGUUCUCUUUAAUUUAAGUCAAGUUAAAUAGAGGCAUUUGGGAUCAUAUGCUGCUUUCCAUUGGUUGGCUUUUAUCCAGCACUCUCUAUGCAUAAGAGCUUAUAAAGUCCAUCCGUCUACUCUAGAUUGUGUUGGAGAUAAAUAUAUUUGGUUCCAUUAAAAUGUAACAAGGAAACAUAAUCCUAAAGUGAAUUUGUAAUAUGUUCCAUGAAACCUGUAAUUGAGUAUAAAAAAGAAACAAUCUGCCAAAUUCCACAAAUUGUGACAUACUGGACGUGAUUUCACAAAGUUUGGAAUCCCAUCUAUAUGAUAAGCUAGCUCACGUUUCCCUUGUAAUAAUAUUGGUUAGACUCAACUAUCCAAUUUUAUUUUUUUCAAAUGCGUCCUUGCAUUCGCUAUGUAGAAAUUGGGUCCUAUUGAGACUGCAUGUGUACCACUUACUAGUACACGUGGGGAGAGACCCAUCUCAGUGAUGUCACGUCAGAACCAAGCUGUGUUAGGGACCUUACCAAAUGUUACACUAAUGGAGUAGCCAGUAACUUUAAACAGCAUAGAUUAUCUAUAGAUUAAUUCCUGCAUCGAAGGUGUAAUUACAAUGUUAAUUUGAAAAAAUGCCAGCUAAAUUGUAAAUUUAAAUGAAUUGUUGGAGGCCACUUUUUAAGAAGCACCAAUCUAGCGUUUUGACAGCAUUAAACAUUGUGAAAUACGUGGAUUUGCUGCUGUAGAUAGUUCUUAGCGGACCUCAGUAAAUGUUUUAGCAAUUCACCUGGCAUAUACGCAGGGCAGAUAUAAACGUAUUGUAAUUUCUAAUAGGUAUAUGGCAGUCGAAUGCAUAAAAGCGACUGGGGAAGAAAAAUAGCCUUAAAUCAGACCACACGAAUGUGAAGAGGAAUGAUCAAUUCUAUGGCAUUUAUAUAUUUGAAUGGUUCAUUACGCCUUCAAAUUAAUAGCUUCUAUAGGAAAAGGCACAC
Messenger RNA from Pelobates fuscus (common spadefoot toad), 4666 nucleotides. RefSeq names its product ALX homeobox 4 (gene ALX4). The transcript is spliced from 4 exons. Lineage: Eukaryota; Metazoa; Chordata; Amphibia; Anura; Pelobatidae. Gene Ontology annotation, biological process: regulation of transcription by RNA polymerase II. Gene Ontology annotation, molecular function: RNA polymerase II transcription regulatory region sequence-specific DNA binding; DNA-binding transcription activator activity, RNA polymerase II-specific. The record is from RefSeq and is a predicted model, not a curated record. The coding region runs from base 713 to 1822 and encodes 369 amino acids.